GGGGUGGCUUUUAUAUCAGAGGCGUUUAAAGAGUAUUGCAAGUCACAUUUUAUUCAGCAUUUGGUAAUAGAUACGGACGUACCACGGGGUAAUGGGCAGGUGGAGCGCAUCCACAAAAUUUUAGUUCCUAUGUUAGCGAAGUUGUGCAAAGAUAAUCCAACCUAGUGGUAUAAACAUGUAGGUCGCGUUCAGCAAAUUAUCAAUAAUACCCCUCCCAGAAGUACCAAAUUCGCACCGUUCAAAAUACUUACGGGAUUGGACAUGCGUAUUUCAGACGACCUAGGGUUAAAUGAGUUACUAAAAGAAGCUCCAAUUGCUGAAAUACACACGGAGAGAAAUGAUUUGCGAAAACAAGCACAAAGAAAUAUACAAAAGAUCCAACAAGAAAAUUGUAAAACUUUUAACGCUAAAAGAAAGCCAGAGAUAAAAUACAAAAUUGAUGACCUCGUGGCGGUAAAAAGAACCCAAUUCGAGGUACGGUUAAAGUUGAAACCCAAGUUUUUAGGACCUUAUAAGGCAACCGCCGUGCUUCAACAUGGUCGGUACCAGGUUAAGAAAGUUGGGGAUCAUGAGGGUCUAGGGGAGACCACUACAGUUGCAGAACACAUGAAAAUGUGGAAGAAUUCAUUCGGGGCGAUUGAGUCAUCAGGACGGCCGAAUGUGGGAUCAGUACCUAAAAGAGCGACUCGGUCUGGUAAUACAUACUAAAAGAUUCAACCCUGCAGUGGUAAUACACGCUCCGGAGAAUAAAGCUCGUCAAAACACUCAAUUAAUUAAAACUAGAUUAUCAGGCAGGUUCUGGAAUCCGAGUGAAAGUGAAUAUGAAAAUGAAUCUAAAACCGAGUGAAUUUGAUUUUGGUGGUCUGAAAACCGAAUUUUUAGUUCAUUUUAGAACUCGGUUUUUGAUUCACGCUGAAAAUGAACUAAAGCUGGUGAUGAAUAAGUAAAGAUGAACUUAACAGCUGAUAGCUGUGAAUUUAACCAAAACAAAUAAUAAAUUUUUGGAUAAAAAAAACUAAAAAUGAGGGCAUUAACUACGUUUGCGGCUAUUUUAGUAGAAAAUGAGAGACUUGCAGAAGAAACCCUUAAUAGAAGGAUUCUGCGCGAUCAUUCCAAUCCUUUAGAUGUCUCUGAAUUGGUGUUCGUAUCCAGCUACCGGGUCAACAAAAGUGCAUUUAACAUGUUAUUGGACGUUGUUGUUCUGCAUUUAAAAGAAACAUCCAUUCCGGCGCAACUGCAAUUGGCGGCCACACUAAGGUUUUUGGCGGAAGGUGGCUUCCAAAAGGCUGUGGGAAAAGAUAGUUAUAUUGCAAUGGGUCGUAGUACGGUUGCAAAAGUAAUUACACGCGUGCUAAAGAUUUUAGAAAAAUAUAUAUGUUCCCGGUGGAUAAAUUUAAGCAUGACCGAAGACGAGAAAACGAAAUCGAAACAGCAUUUUCAUCAAAACUUUGGUAUACCCGGAGUCAUUGGUUGCGUAGACGGGACGCAUAUUAAAAUAACCAAGCCGCAUAAAGAUUCCAGCCUAUUUUACAACAGAAAAGAUUAUUUUAGCAUCAAUGCAAUGAUUAUAUGUGAUUACAAUAUGGUAAUCAGAGCACUUGACGCUCGUCGUCCUGGUUCAAGUCAUGAUGCUUUGAUAUGGAGUGUCAGCAGAGCUCAUGAUUACUUCAAACGCAAUUACGAUAACGGUGAACGCGGCUUGUGGCUUUUAGGUGAUGCUGGGUACGCACUUCAACCUUUUUUGUUAACCCCAUUUAGAGACCCAAAUGUUGGGACACCACAGCACAUAUUUAAUCUAAAGCAUUCUUCAGCGCGUAAUGUUGUAGAAAGAACAACAGGGGUUCUAAAAAGCCGAUUUAGGUGCCUUUGUCGAUCUCUACAAUAUCAACCUGAAAAGGUGGUGCAAAUUACAAAUGUUUGCUGUGCAUUACAUAAUAUCUGUAGACAUUAUAAAGUGCAGGAGUUAGUUGAGGCAGGCCCUAUGGACGAGGAUAAUGAACCUGUUGUUGAAGGAAUAAUAAACGAAGCUACUCUUGAUGGCGAGGCUAUAAUGAUAAGGGAGGAUAUCGCGACGCGCCUAUUCUCGAAUUCAUGAAAAAUUUAUUUGAAUACUUAAAGUGAUACAAUUUCCUGAAAGUUUAAAGCGCCUUAUUGAAUAAAAUGCUCAUAUUUAUAUUCACUUCAAUAAAAUGAAAUGCAAUUCACUAUUUAUUAAAAUAAAGUUCAGAUUCAUAUUUAAACCAUAACAUACA
Rhagoletis zephyria (snowberry fruit fly) is the source of this 2252-nucleotide messenger RNA. Its product is annotated as putative nuclease HARBI1. The record is from RefSeq and is a predicted model, not a curated record. Lineage: Eukaryota; Metazoa; Arthropoda; Insecta; Diptera; Tephritidae.